AUGCUUUGCGGAAUCUCCGGAGAAGCUCCCCAAGAGCCUGUCGCGUCCAAGAAGUCGGGCGUUGUAUACGAGAAACGACUCGUAGAGCAGUACAUCAAUGAACAUGGCGCAGAACCCAACGGCGAAGUCAUAACAGCCGACGACUUGCUGCCCAUCAAGUCUUCUCGCAUCCCCCGACCCCGACCCCCUACUCUGACAUCGAUUCCUGCACUCCUUGCCACAUUUCAAAACGAAUGGGACAACCUUGCCCUGGAGACGUACAACCUGAGAGAGCAGUUGGCACGGACGAGAGAGGAGCUUGCCACGGCCUUGUACCAGCACGAUGCCGCCGUUCGCGUCAUUGCCCGGCUGACAAAAGAGAGGGAUGAGGCCAGAGACUCGCUGAGCAAAGUUACCGUAACAGACGGUGCUGCAGCCGGCGAGGACAUGGUUGUGGAUAGUGUUGAGCUGCUGCCAGAAGAGCUGGCAGCACAGGUGGACCAAACACAUCAGAGCCUAUCCAAGAGCCGCAAGAAGCGCCCUGUCCCAGAGGGCUGGGUUUCUGCCGACGAGGUGUCCUCGUUUGAGCCGACAACAAUCAACUCUUUACCUGUCCCACAAGCCACAUCACUAGAUCUCGAGGGCAGCUAUGCGGUGGCGGGCGGAUUGAACGGCGAGGCGGCCAUCUAUUCUAUCGAGGCGGACAACGUGGAGAGAACCGUGCCUGUCAAUGAGCCCGUAACAGAUACUCUGUGGUCCGGGUCAAAGGUUUUCUUUGCCACCAGUCAGGGAAACAUCAAAGUCUACGAGGCUGGCAACGAGAUUGGCACCAUGUCUGAGCACGCUGGAGCUGCCAGUGGCCUGAGCUUACAUCCUUCUGGAGACCUGCUUGCGUCGGUGGGCACUGACAAGAGCAUCGUGUUUUACCAGCUGGAGACGAUGAAGCGAGUCAGUCGAGCAUAUGCCGAUGCCUCUUUGACUACAUGCGCUUUCCACCCUGACGGACAUUUAUUCGCCGCGGGCACUGUCAAUGGAGACAUCAAGCUGUACAUGACCAAGACGCUCGAGCAGGCCGUGGUAUUCAAGCUCGGUGCCCCGGUUCAGGCCAUUGUCUUUUCCGAAAAUGGCUUCCUGCUGGCAGCCACAGCCAAGGGACAGACCAGCGUUACCAUUUUCGACCUGCGCAAAGAGGGAGAUGCGGCGGUUUCCAAGGUGCUCGAGACGGGCGGCUCAGUGCAGUCGCUGGCCUGGGACUAUUCAGGCCAGUUCCUGGCGACGGGCGGAGCGACGGGCAUUACCGUCCAGCAGUACACAAAGUCGAGCAAGAAGUGGAGCGAGCCGCUGCGCAACUCUGUGGCUGCCAUUGCGGUUCGCUGGGGCGAGUCGGGCAAGAAGCUGGUUUCUCUCAACGGAGAGGGUGUGGUGAGCGUGCUUGGCGUCAAGAACUAA
Trichoderma atroviride IMI 206040 is the source of this 1428-nucleotide messenger RNA. RefSeq lists its product as uncharacterized. Gene Ontology annotation, cellular component: cytoplasm; Prp19 complex; U2-type catalytic step 1 spliceosome. Gene Ontology annotation, biological process: DNA repair; protein ubiquitination; mRNA splicing, via spliceosome. Lineage: Eukaryota; Fungi; Ascomycota; Sordariomycetes; Hypocreales; Hypocreaceae. Gene Ontology annotation, molecular function: protein binding; ubiquitin protein ligase activity. The record is from RefSeq and is a predicted model, not a curated record.